AUGUCCGACGAACACAACCAUCUCGCCGAGUCCGGCGUCACAUUGCACUCCGACAGCGAACUAUACUCUGCAGGCGAUGACCUCUCUUCACCUCCCUCGUCAAACUCACCCGUCAUUCUCUACAAGCCUCCAACGGUGUGGUCAUUGAUACGAGGAGCUGCCAUCAAUCUCCUACUACCUUUUGUCAACGGCAUGAUGCUUGGAUUUGGAGAGUUGUUUGCUCAUGAAGCUGCUUUUAGACUGGGUUGGGGAGGUACAAAGGUCUUCCCCCUCUCGCGAAGACGAGUUCACCCUAUCGGACCUGGUAUCGAGCUUCGAGAAAAGUCAUAUGCUCCUCGCCCUUCGCUGGACGAUUUUGCAAGCCUGGAGUAA
Molecule: messenger RNA, 372 nt
Organism: Fusarium redolens
Lineage: Eukaryota; Fungi; Ascomycota; Sordariomycetes; Hypocreales; Nectriaceae
Product: outer membrane protein TOM13-domain-containing protein
Exons: 2
Coding region: 1-372 (123 amino acids)
Biological process (GO): mitochondrial outer membrane translocase complex assembly; protein insertion into mitochondrial outer membrane
Cellular component (GO): mitochondrial outer membrane
Source: RefSeq, a predicted model, not a curated record